AUGGAUGAUAGAGAUGCUGCUGGAGUUGCCACUAGAGGAGGGCAAGCAGCGACCCUGAGGGACGCGGGGGAGUGUGCGCGGGAGACGCUGGACCUACCGGGUGCUCGACCCGAGGGACACGGAUCUUACUCUGAGGGACCCGGGAGAGCUGUGCCCGUGGCUCUGCUUUCUCUAUGCUCUGGGCUGCCCCCCCCGCAUGAUAACCCUGAUGCUGCUGGAGUCCCACUGGAGGAGUGGCAGGCGGCGGAUCGGAGGGAUGCGGGGGAGUGUGCGCGGGAGACGGUGGACCUCAUCAACCGCGUGCUCGAGUGUGUAGAUGCUCCUCGAGUCCCCCUUAGAGAAGUGGCAGGCAGCCGACCUGAGGGAUGCGGGGAGUGUGCGCGGGAGACGGUGGACCUCAUCAACUGCGUGCUCGACCUCGCCAAGCUGCAGGCCGGCCGCCUGCAGCUCGAGGCUCUGCCGCUUUUCCUGCCCCGCCUUGUUCAGCAAGCUGUCUGCUUGCUUCCGCACAAGACGCGUGCACUCGGGGUCUGGAAGGUAGGGGUAUGCUUGUUGGAGUGGAAGUGA
Messenger RNA from Closterium sp. NIES-65, 567 nucleotides. The record is from the annotation of a GenBank genome assembly. NCBI's taxonomy places the organism in Eukaryota, Viridiplantae, Streptophyta, Zygnematophyceae, Desmidiales, Closteriaceae.